UUGAUUUUGCACUUUUCUUUGAUUUUCUCUUGAAUCUAAAAAAUUCAGAAAUCAUUUCCAAAUUCAGAAUUAAAUUAAAAUUAAAAUCUUCUUUAUUUCCAUAAAUUAAUAAAGCCAAAAAAUUUAUAUAUCAAUUAAUUCCAAUGUCUGCCCCACCAGUUCCAUACAGAGCAGAAUCAAAUUCCCAACAAUAUACCCCUUCAUUCCCUCCACCUGUCUAUUACAGGGAUACAUUUGGACUUGAACCAGUUGAAUAUUUACAGGGUGAUUGUAUAACAGAUUCAGAUGAUGAAUCUGGAACUACAAAAUCUACUGUUCGUCACCACAAUUUUGUCCGUAUUUUCCAUCCGGGGCCUUCUACUUCUUGUCAAACUAUAGAGCAUCGACCAUCAUUGCCUUUCAGUCAGAUUCCCCGUCGAAAAUCAGGUUUUUCUACCACAACAAGUAAUCAUGCUACAAUACCUGAAGAUCAAACUUCACAACCUAGCACACUUCAGUCAAUGCAGGUACUUUUAGGUGUUGCUUUACAACUUUUAAUAUUUUCAAUUGUUUGUGUGUUUUUUGAUGGUUAUUGGGCUGGAAUUUGUAUUAGCAUUUUUCUUUUAAUUAAUUCUGUUUUGUUAAUUAUAUUUAUGCGUUAUAAACAAACUCGAAUAAUGAUUUGGAUUUGUAUGAUUUUUUCAACAAUAAGUGUCCUUUUAUCAAUUAUAUUAUUUACUCUUUGCACUUAUUUUACUUAUGAAGACAGUAUUAAAAGUUUUUCAAAUAAUGAUGAACAACAAAUUGUUUCAGCAGCUAAUGAUAAUAUUGAAUCGAAUAAAAUUGUACAAAAUGCAAGGUGUUUUAAUUAAAGAAAAAAUUUCCCCAAAAGUGUUAUCUACUCUUGAAAAAACUAAUGGAACUUUAAAUAAUUUCUCUCAAACUGUC
Messenger RNA from Meloidogyne enterolobii, 927 nucleotides. NCBI's taxonomy places the organism in Eukaryota, Metazoa, Nematoda, Chromadorea, Rhabditida, Meloidogynidae. The record is from the annotation of a GenBank genome assembly.